GUGGGGAAAAAAAGUUGCGGCUUGUAGUCCAGAAAAUAUGGUAAUUAAUCAAUUCUUGAAUAAAUUACAUCAAUACAUGCCAAACGUAUUUCCCUAGUGUUCGGCAGCGUCCUCGCAUCUCCAGACCCCAAAAAUCGGCAAGUUUGUUGAGCCAUUAACAUUCUGUCGUCAUAAAAAAGAGCAAACAACUUCACACUUUCAAUUGGUCAGUAAUUUGUAAAAAUAACAAACCCACGUGGGGACUGACCAAUAGUAGCGAUUUGUAAGAAAAAUAUGAAAUUUGCUAAAUUUGGACAUAGAGUGGAAGCUCAAUUUAUGAACUUAAUUGGUUUCUGAACAGGGUUUGUAAUUGAAGUUUUUAAAUUGAACAUAAUUUUCCCACAAUAAAUAAUCCAAACGUGAAUAAUUGGUUCCAGCUUAGCUUUAGUAAGUUUGUACAUUUGAAUACAAUAUAAAGCUAUACAGUACUGUAUAUCAAACCUUCUGUGGUGCAGUUGUUAGAGCGGGUUAUCCAGUCACCGAAGGGUUGGCGGUUCCAAUCCUGGCUCCGACUCUCCGCUGUUGAAGUGCCCAUGGGCAAGACAGUGAACCCUAAUAUGCUCCUCGUGGGCAGCGCCUUGCAUGGCAGCAGCCGCCCAUUGGUGUAUGAAUUUGUGCAGGAAUGGGUGAAUGUGUGAGCAGCUGUAAAGUGGUUUGGGCACCAUGAUGGUGUAGAUAAGGCGCUAUAUAAGUGCACUCAAUUUACCAUGACAAGGGGUGCACAAUCAAAAAUCUCUAUAUUAAACAAGUUAACAACAAAAACAAGCGGAAGUGUCCUCCUCAUUCAAAUACAGCUGCCCUGCCGACAUGCGCCCAAACAGUGUCUUGUCACGAGUCCCUCUGGUGCGUUCACAGUCAGUUGGAAUUUACAAACCCCUUGAACAAUUCGGUUGCUACAAUUAUGCAGAAUAAUAAAUACAAUCCACCUAACCUUGACUUCUUGGCUUGUAGGUUCUUCUUCUCUUGCCAACAAGUCACUUCUCGCACAUGAUAGUCUCGGAAAUGCUAUCACUCUCUAGCUGUUGUUCGUUGAUUCAAAUGAGCAACAGCUUUUCCACUUGGUCCAGAAGUUUCUCUCGGGCUUUUCGAAGAUACUUCACUCCCUUGGCCAUGUCACCAGCAACAAAAAUAUCUUUUUUUCCCCCACAAUAGUGACCAUUUUGGACUUUUUUCUGAAAUACUUGCAAUAAAUUUCUCCUAUGGGUGCGCCAUUGAUAUACUGUAAUUUCUUGUGUAUAAUGCGCAAUGGUCAAAAGUCAAUAAUGUAAAUUAUACAUGGGUAUAGGGGCAAAUGGAAAAAACUUUCACAUUUUCUAAAUUUAUGCCGCCAUCUAGUGGUUAUGAAAAAGCUGUACACUUUCAUUCCAAUAUGACAUUGGUAUGUAUGACUGCAUAUAUGUACAAUUAUGCUCAUAAGUUUACAUACCCUGGCAGAAUUUGUGAAAUAUUGUUUUUUUAAAUAUGACAGACUAAACAACAACCAUCAUUAAUUUCUUUAUGGUUAUGUUUUGUUUAAUGACAAUGCUUUUCUGAAAUGCUUGACAGUUUAAUUUGAAACCCAUUAAAAUAAAAUGUGUUUCACCUGGUCCUUCAUGUUUUCUUUAAAGAAUUGUACCCAUUUUAUAAAUUCUGCCUGGGUAAUCAAACAUAUGAGCGCAACUGUGUGUUUUCUAAUUUACUAAAUACAAGUAGGGUUGCUAAUUUCAAAAUAAGAGCAAGUAAAUGGAAAAAAAGGAUUAAGGGUUCAAAUAAAGUCCUUAACUUCGGAAUAAUUAUUUGAAAAAAAACUAACAAAAUACAAAAAAUACUUCAUGUUUGAUAUCAUAUGGGUAGAAGCAAAAGCAUGCAUUGUAAAAAUGCAUUAUACAUAGAAGGGUUUUCCAGAAUUUUGAGGUCAACUUUGGUUGUGCGCAUUAUACACGAGAAAUUACGGUACUCCUCACAAAUCGUCUUUUUAACUCUUGCCACACUUGUCCACUGCUUUUCUUGGACCCAUAUUGAGCUAUGAAAAUAAUAAAAUAAAGAAGAAGAAAAAAAACAGAAAAGGCAAGCAAAGUAGCAACCGACCGCUAACGCUGGAGCGAAUGAGAUCGAUCUGCUCGCCACAAAAUGGCUGUACCACUCAGCAUAAAAUGGAUGAAUGAAAUGUUUGCACACUGCAAUAAGGUUUGCCCAUUGGGCAAUAUUUUUGUUCACUCUGUCAUUCAUAAAUGCAAUAGUUCGAACAUUGAGGCGUUUGAAAUCGGGGUUCCAUUGUCACAGAUCUCAGCCCGAUGACAGCGAUUUGCAAAAUGCUGAGUGGGCCGGAUUAAUGAACGGAGUGUAACAGGAAGUGCUUUCUUGGAUUAGCCCCCGCCCUCUCUCAGAGAGAUUAGCGCUGGCGCCGAGUUCGGCUUAGCUAGGCGCCAUGGCCACAACCCGCCACAGGUUGGUCGACGCAGAUGAGAUUAAGCGUCUGGGCAAGCGCUUCAAGAAACUGGACCUGGACAACUCAGGCUCUCUUAGCGUGGAGGAGUUCAUGUCGCUGCCCGAGUUGCAGCAGAACCCUCUGGUGCAGCGCGUCAUAGACAUCUUUGACACCGAUGGCAACGGAGAGGUGGACUUCAAAGAAUUUAUUGAGGGCGUCUCUCAGUUCAGCGUCAAAGGAGACAAAGAGCAAAAGUUACGAUUCGCUUUCCGCAUCUAUGACAUGGACAAAGACGGCUACAUUUCCAAUGGUGAGCUGUUCCAGGUUCUUAAGAUGAUGGUGGGCAACAACCUGAAGGACACGCAGUUGCAGCAGAUCGUUGACAAAACCAUCAUCAACGCCGACAAGGACGGAGACGGAAGGAUAUCUUUCGAAGAGUUCUGCGCGGUGGUGGGCGGCUUGGACAUUCACAAAAAGAUGGUGGUGGACGUGUGACAGACUUCCUCCUCGUUGUCCAGAACCAGAUCCCCUUUUCCCUUUCCUCCCCUCACAAAAGCCAAACUCUUGCAGCGAUUGCUCGAACAGGAAGUGGCACUUUCCCAAGCGCUUGGAAGGCGUUUUUGUUGUUUUUUGUUUUUUUAGCGCCGGCUGGGCAAGCGCGUUUGUUUGCGUGUGUGUGCGUGUUUUUAUUUAUUCUGCCGUGUACAGGAAGAGUGAGCGUGCCAACAGGAAGUGUGUGCGUGCUCGUGUUUGACCGUGUGAUUGGACGUUAGUGUUGAUAAUUAGCAUGUUUAUGAUACUCGGGCCAGCACGUGCUUGCACCAGGAAGUAAGUGGCCACUUUGGCUUUGAUGGGGUUUUGUUUCUUUGCUGCUGAGUGGCCACCAAACAUUUUCUACUAAGUGGAAUUAGCUGUGUGCCGUUUUUUUUCUUCUGUGGUGCACGUGCAUGUGUGCGUGGUCAUGCUGUGCAGCUCAACAGCACUGCCUGCUGCUCGCAUGUCAAUCAAAAAGUCUUUCAGGUUUACAAACUCGGGCCCGCUUCAUAAACAUCACCUCUAAUUUUUUUUUCAUCUUCGUUUUUAUUCGGCCGCCACAGGCCCUGGCUGAUAAGCCUCGAAGCACACAAGGCGAGAAAGUUUAAAAAAAAAAAAGUGUCGGUUUCAACAAAAGUCUUAUUGUGUGCACUUUGGCGGCGGUCAUGUGACCUCUUGCUGCAUGUGUGAUGUUUGCAUGUUAACGUUUUGGGGUUUUUUUUGCACUUGAGUGCAGUUUAUGCGGUGUCAGGCCCCCCUCGCUCUCACGUGAUUGGAUGACAUGAGCCAUGUGGACGGCGAACACCAGAACAAACAAAACGACACAUUUUAAAAGUAAAAAGUCAAACAAAUACACUCUUAACAGUGAGGCUGUUGGCUUAUUUCACGCAAUGUUGUGUGACUGUGGUGUUUACAUGUGAAUACUGAUAUAAAUAAUAAUAGUGAUGAAUAUGAACAUUUCAAACACACCGUGUUGCCAAUUAAAGGUUGAUGUAGAAAAAACGUCUCUUUUUGUACGUUUGGCAUGAAGUGAUGUCACACAUUUGACGCAUGCAACAAUAAAUGACAAACUACU
Molecule: messenger RNA, 4055 nt
Organism: Phycodurus eques (leafy seadragon)
Lineage: Eukaryota; Metazoa; Chordata; Actinopteri; Syngnathiformes; Syngnathidae
Gene: ppp3r1b
Product: protein phosphatase 3 (formerly 2B), regulatory s1ubunit B, alpha isoform, b
Exons: 5
Coding region: 2447-2941 (164 amino acids)
Molecular function (GO): calcium-dependent protein serine/threonine phosphatase regulator activity; calcium ion binding
Source: RefSeq, a predicted model, not a curated record